This is a messenger RNA of Setaria italica (foxtail millet), 1237 nucleotides long. RefSeq names its product pyridoxine/pyridoxamine 5'-phosphate oxidase 2. Gene Ontology annotation, biological process: pyridoxine biosynthetic process. The transcript has 7 exons. Lineage: Eukaryota; Viridiplantae; Streptophyta; Magnoliopsida; Poales; Poaceae. The record is from RefSeq and is a predicted model, not a curated record. Gene Ontology annotation, molecular function: FMN binding; pyridoxamine phosphate oxidase activity. Bases 75 to 692 code for a protein of 205 amino acids.
CUGCACCCGUCUCCAGUUUCGUGAAAGCGCGCGGCGGCGAGAGGAGCGGAAGCGGCGACCGGCGACAAGCAGAGAUGGCCGGCGGUGUCGCCGCCGCGUCGGCGCUUUCGAGCCCCUGGAAGGCGCUGCUCCAGCGAGCGUUGGACGCCAACGCGCACCUCAGGCACUCCACCUACUUCCAACUCGCCACGGUGGGCGCCGGCGGCAGGCCCGCGAAUCGCACCGUCGUGUUCAGGGGUUUCCAGGAACACUGUGAUAAGAUUCAGAUUAACACGGAUACCCGAAGCAACAAGAUUGGUGAGAUAAGUAUUUGUCCCUUCGGAGAGAUUUGUUGGUACUUCACAGACAGCUGGGAACAAUUCCGUAUCAGCGGAAGCAUAGAUGCAAUUGAUGGCUCCAGUGCAGACCCUGCCAAGCUCCAGCACAGGGAGAAAGCUUGGUUCGCAAGCUCUGUAAAGUCAAGAUUGCAGUACUUAGGACCUCAGCCAGGUAUUCCUGUUGUAGAUGAGGAGCAAGCUAAGGAUGUUCAUCUUGAACCAUCAGCUGGCCCAGUAGAUGCCUUUUGCCUUCUUGUUCUUGAUCCAGAAAAGGUUGAUUAUUUGAACCUAAAAAGCAACCAAAGGUUGAUAUUCACAAGAAGGCAAAAGGAAAAUGGCUCCAGUGAUUGGAUGGCUGAAAAAGUUAGCCCGUAAUCUGCUGUUAGAAGUUUGUUUGCGAACUUCUCGAAGUAAGAAAAAAAAACUAUCAUGAUUCCUUUUUUUUAUUUGCGAGUGUCAUUUAUACAUUUGAGAUCUUUUGGAUGCUCAUACAUUUGAGAUAUCAGGAAUGCUUUGUUAAAAUCAUGGUGAUUUGUUAUUUAUUAUACCUGAACAUACAGGUAGAAUGUAAUAUUGACAACUACUGUCAAUAAAGGGAUCUUCACAUAUCCAAGAAAUCUUACCCAGCAAUUAGCUUGUUAUGGAUACAUGUACUGUUUUGUUUAUCUUUGCUCUCAUCAGCGUGUAGGAGCUAUUGAUAGCCAAUAAGAAAGUUGUUAUCUUAUAUGCAUGAUUGGUAGCUUCCCUUUGGAAACUUAUAGAAGAUAAAGACUGUAUGGUUCAAUUGAAGAAGAUUGGAAUUCAAAGGUUGUACAAGGAUUUGAAAUUCAUCAGGAAGGCCGUAGGGGUGAACUCAUUGACUUAUCAGAUAAUGUAAUCCUAUUCUGUAUUCGAAGUAAGGAGGAUGGGUGGUUAAUGUU